Molecule: messenger RNA, 4352 nt
Organism: Osmia lignaria (orchard mason bee)
Lineage: Eukaryota; Metazoa; Arthropoda; Insecta; Hymenoptera; Megachilidae
Gene: Kap3
Product: kinesin associated protein 3
Biological process (GO): cilium organization; microtubule-based movement
Cellular component (GO): kinesin II complex; axoneme; ciliary transition zone
Molecular function (GO): kinesin binding
Source: RefSeq, a predicted model, not a curated record
UCUAGUGUAAAAUAGGGUUUAUAUUUCAAAGAUAGUGCAUUAGAUUAUAGUAGAUGGCGUAAUUUUGCGUCAAGAAAACACAAUUGACAGUCACUGGAAUCGGUAGGUUUAUCUUCGAUUUUCUUUUCGCAAAGAUGAAAUAAUUAUUAAAAAGUUGACAGGAUAAUAUUAUAACACGUGCAAUAUUUUCAUGUAUUAAGUUAUAAGUACAGUAUUAAAAUGGAUGAAGCAAAAUUUCUGAAGCGGAAAGUAAGGUCUGGUGCUUUAGAUGUGCAUCCAACAGAAAAAGCUUUAGUAGUAAAUUAUGAUGUUGAGGCAUUAAUUCUUGGAAAAUUAGGAGAUCCUAUGUUAGGAGACCGUAAAGAAUGUCAAAAAAUAAUUCGGUUAAAAAGUUUAAAUGCAGAUACAAAUGUAUCACUUUUAGCUAAAGAAGUGAUAGAAAAAUGUUCUUUGAUACAUGAAUCAAAGCUUCGUGAAGUGGAACAAUUAAUUUAUUACUUGCAAAACCGUAAAGCAAAUGAUAGUUGUACAAGUAAUGAUAAUAACUCUCAACCUUCAAGACCUGCAUCAUCAGAUUCUAUAUCCACAGAUAAUGUUGAGACAGAACAUGCUGUCAUUAGUAAUGUUGCUAACUAUAAAGAACUAUUAUAUGAAGAAAUACCAGGGAAAAUAAAAGGUUCAUCACUGAUUUUACAGUUGGCUAGAAUACCAGAUAAUCUUCAUGAAUUGACCAAAAAUGAAUCUUUGUUAAGUGCUUUAGCAAGGGUUUUGAGAGAGGAUUGGAGACGUAGCAUAGAACUAUCUACAAACAUUGUCUAUAUUUUUUUCUGUUUUUCAACCUACAGUCAGUUUCAUAAUAUUGUUCUUGAAUACAGAAUUGGGUCUUUGUGUAUGGAUAUAAUAGAUUUUGAAUUACGCCGUUACGAUCAGUGGAAGGAAGAUAUGGAAAAACGUAGGCGUCAUUUUGAAAAUACUACUGGAUUAACAUUUUUUUCAAAUAGCAGUGAUAACUCUGAUAAGAAAACAAAAAUUGUUGAUGAUAUUUGGAAUACCGACGGACCUUUAGACUACGAAAUUAAAAAACGAUCUAAUGAAAUUACCACUGCUGUAUCUGAAAGUGAUAUCAAAAAAUUGAAAGAAGAACUUGAAAAAAGUCGCAAAAAAUUUAAAGGUUUAACGAAAAAACAAGAACAAUUAUUACGAGUUGCUUUUUAUUUAUUGCUAAAUAUUGCUGAAAAUAUGGAGGUUGAGAGAAAGAUGCGCAAAAAAAAUGUAAUUGGUAUGCUGAUCAAAACAUUGGAUAGAACAAACACUGAUUUGUUAAUACUUGUUAUUGCAUUUUUAAAAAAAUUAUCCAUAUUUCGUGAGAAUAAAGAUCUUAUGGCUGAAGAAAAUAUUAUUGAAAAAAUACCGAGGCUUCUUCAAAGUAACAAUACAGAUCUGGUUUUGAGUACUUUAAAAUUAUUGUUUAAUCUUUCUUUUGAUGCAAAACUUCGAGCAAAAAUGAUAAGAGUUGGUUUAUUACUGAAAUUAAUUAAAUUGCUUAGUCAAAGUGACAUUAAAAAUAAAACCACAAUUUUGGGUUUAUUAUAUCAUGCCAGUAUGGAUGAUAAAGUAAAAGCAAUGUUUACGAAUACCGAUUGUGUGCAGAUAGUAACAAACAUGAUAUUAAACUCUGAAGAUGACCAACCGAAAUUGGAAUUAAUAGCGCUUGGUAUAAACUUGGCAAUUAAUAGUAAGAAUGCGCAACUAAUGGUUGAAAAUAAUCGUUUACAAGGUCUUAUAAAAAAGGCAUUCAGAAAUCAAGAUCCUCUGAUAAUGAAAAUGAUUCGAAAUAUUUCUCAACAUGAUUCAACGAAAGAAAAUUUUGUUGAAUUUGUUGGUGAUUUUGCUAUGGCGUUAAAUCAGUCAGAUUCACAAGACUUUGUAUUGGAAGUUAUAGGUGUAUUAAGCAAUUUAGAAUUACCUGAUUUGGAUUAUUCACAAAUACUUCAUCGAUGCGAUUUGAUACCAUGGAUACGAAAUAAUCUUGUUCCAGGUAAAGCACCAGAUGAUCUAGUACUUGAGAUUGUAAUGUUUCUCGGUACAGCAGCUUACGAUGAAGAUUGUGCACGUUUAUUAUGCAAAGCUGACAUACUGUUAUCUCUUAUUGAGCUUCUGAAAGCAAAACAAGAAGAUGAUGAAAUGGUUUUGCAAAUAAUUUAUGUUUUUUAUCAAAUAUCGAAACACGAUUCAACAAGAGAUUAUUUAAUACGCGAGACCGGUAAUGAAGCACCUGGAUAUUUAAUAGAUCUUAUGCAUGAUAAAAAUCCAGCAAUUAGAAAAGUAUGUGAUGCUUGUUUGGAUGUUAUUGCUAUGUGUGAUAAAAAUUGGGCAGCGCGUAUAAAAGUGGAGAAGUUUAGAUCUCACAAUCAGCAGUGGUUGGAAAUGGUAGAAUCCAUAACAACUGAUACCAGCAAUCAUUUGUUCCCGGAAGAAGAUGAUAGCCUUUCACCAUUCAUGAACGGUGAUCUUUUAAAACAUACAAUGUUAUUUCCUUCUGGUAAUGUAACAUCAUUCAAUACAGACGAUCGAUUUUCACUUAUGAAAAAUUCUUCAGAAUCAUCUGAAAAUCAAAGUCGUCCAGUUAGUAGGUACAAAGAUUUCGAUGAAAUAGGUGAAGUUAUGACUCGUUCCAAGUCUCGUAUGUCUGUUGGUUCGGGUAUCGAAGAUCUUUAUUACAAUUCUAAAGUUAAAUUUUCUGAAUCAGAGAGUUCACAUGUAUUAAUAUAAAAGGUAUUAUAUAUUUUGCACCAUGCAAGCAACAAAAUUGGCAUCUAUAAACAUGGUUCUACUCCAUGUUCAUUUAUUUGCAAAAACGUUUUAAAAAGCUUUAAAAACUAUACGUGAUACAUUGUUUUGAUCUCAUAAGUUAAUUUUGCGUAGAAACAUUGAGUUUCAACUAGUCCUGUAAAUUUAUGAAAUGAUGUAGUUAAUAUGAUUUUUUCUACUCUGUAAUAUAAGCAUGUGCAAUAAUGUAAUUCUGCAAAUGAUUAAUUUUAUUAUAGUUUUAACAUAAUAUGGUACUAUAUAGAUAUGUUUGUAACACAGUGUUUAGCAACAAACAAAUAAUUUAAAAACCCCAGAGUCAGAACUAAUUUAUAAAAAUCUAUGUUAUAUUAGAGUAUUUUGUAAACUUUUAGAGAAUUUUUUUUUAAUUAAAGUACACAUUCCAUUUUUUUUUUUUUUUUUACACCUUUAACUAACAAUAUACUGGUGCAAAACGACGUUAUAUGUAUUAAAAAAACAUGUUAUUUAUUAUUCUCUAUAUCGUAAUAAAUAAUUUGCAAAUUACUAAAUAUAAUUUAUUUCUUUUAAUACAUAAUAUUUGUAUAUAUUAUUCAAUAACUGGGAAUAACGUUAACAAUUAUUGAAAAAUCCUUGGUUUAUUAUUUGAACUUAGGCUUUUUCUCACAAUAGUAUGAGCAGCUGGUCUAAACACAACAGUGUAGCUAUUGUCACCAUCAGUAUAAAAUGUAUGUUCUUUCAAGUCCCAACUAACAGGACUAUCUUGAAAUCCUUGUACAUGUAAAGCACACCAUGGUAAAGUUCUGUGCAUUGAUACAUAUUCUUUCGCAGCAUUAUAUAAAUUUAUUAUUUGCCUUCUAGUAAACAAACCAGUCCAUUGGAGAUAUUGUACUUGACCAAAUUCUGUAGAAGGAGACGGACAUAUGUAUGUGUUUACAUAAUCAUCUUCUUUAUUAUUUUUUCUGAAAAUAUAUAAUUUAUUAUCUCGGAUAUUGAAAAUUUUAUAAACAUAUUCAUUUUAAAUAUUUGUUUUAUACAUACAAAUCACCAGAGAUAGUAAAAACUCCAAGCCACUCAAAGAAUUUAUCGUUAUUAGAAUCAUUUGAAAUUAUUGGUACUUUCAAUGAAUAUUCAGUUUUUUGUAAAAAACUUUGAUGACAAAGAGAAACGUUAUAUUCGCGUUUAUGAAACCAUGCCGCAAUGGAUGAUGGACACAAAUUUUCAUCUUUAAAAGUAAAAGUAGAAUGAAUUGUACAACAUUAACAUAUAUGGAUAAAUGAAAUUUAAAGAAGAAGAACAUUACCUGGUGGAUUCCAUGAUACAAUUACAUCAAACUUUUGAUUAAAACGCUCUUUUAAUGAUAUUCGAGUAUGUUCAUAAUUCUUUUUGCCAGGUAUAAAACUUUCACACUUUAAAUCAAUAGUUAUAACUUUUUGUUCACAUUACCGGUAAAAAAAAAAAGAAAACAUGUACAAGUCUAUUUUAAACUUUAAAAUAAAAUCUAGAUUAGAAAGUUGUAAAAAUGUGUUGAUACUAUAGUUUUUAAAAUAAAGAAAUAUGUUAAC